Messenger RNA from Protopolystoma xenopodis, 228 nucleotides. NCBI's taxonomy places the organism in Eukaryota, Metazoa, Platyhelminthes, Monogenea, Polystomatidea, Polystomatidae. The record is from the annotation of a GenBank genome assembly.
AUGUUUGGCUUCCACCAAACAGGCUCCCGAACAUGCUACGCUUCAUGCCAUAGCGCCAUGAACAAUGCCGACUUGGUAGACAAGCAAGGCAUUUACUUUCUUUAUGCUGCAGGCCAGCGCGAGCGAGAAUUCGCGGGUCUGAAAAGCAGUGAUUUGGUCAGCUGGCCCCCUGAUCGUUCUUGUGGGGAGAAUGUAAGCGCCGACUUGAGUGUAUGCUUGUGGUUCUGA